GACCCAAACCCAAACCCAUGCUCAAGCCCAAGCAGGAGCCCGUGGACGAGCCCACCGACCACCUCCAGCCCUACCCCGGGGGACUCACCGGAGGCGUAGCAAGCCCGGCCUCGCCGCGCCGCUUCACCAGGUCGCUCUUGCAACAGGUCAAGCAGCCGCCCACCGACGACGGCGACAACGACGAGUCAGGCACCACCACCGCCAGCAGCUCCCUGUCGCCCUCCCCCAAGAGCAAGAGCACCAAGCGCGGCGCCAGCCUCAAGGCCAAGUCGGAGGGGCCAGAUGGAAUCCCCAAGAACCUCAGGGAGCUCUUCGCCACCGGCUUGCUCGAGGGCCAGCCCGUCAACUACUUCAUGAACAAGGGGAAGCGACCAGUACUCCGUGGAGUCAUCAAAGACACCGGCAUAUUGUGCUCUUGCACUUCAUGUAAAGGCCGAAAUGUCGUUUCACCUUUUUAUUUCGAGGUGCAUGCCGGGAGUCAUAAAAAGCGACCCUCCGAUUACAUUUUCCUGGAAAGUGGAAAUACUCUGCAUGAUGUAUUGAGGGCGUGCACGGAUGCUACCGUAGACACACUGGAAUCUGCAAUACUGGGAGCAAUAGGCCCUGUGCCUAAGAAGAGGACAGUGACGUGCCAGGACUGCAAAAGUUCGUUCAAAACUUCCCGCGCUGGAAAAUUUGCUUCCUUCUGCGAGAUAUGUCUGGAGUCUAAGGAAGUUCAGAGUACGGCAAGGCCGAGAGGACGGCCACCUAAGAAUCUCUCCCCAGGGACGAAAACCACAAGUGCAGCAAGCCCAACUUCAUCAUAUGGAGCGAAGACCACACGCGCAGGAAGUCCAACUUCAUACGGCAGGGUGCCUAGGAAUUUCUACCCAGUAGCCAAGACAAUAAGUGCAGCAGCAAGCCCAACUUCAUCUGGCAGGGUGCCUAAGAAUUUCUCCCCAGGAUCGAAGCCUACAAGUGCAGGAAGAAUUACAAGAAAGGACCAUGGCUUGCACAAGUUGGUUUUCAUGAGUGGUGUUUUGGCAGAGGGCACAGACGUCGGCUAUUAUGUCCAGGGAAAGAGGUUGCUGGAUGGCCACAUAACGGAACAUGGAAUCUAUUGUUAUUGCUGCAACACAGUGGUUAGCCCUUCACAGUUUGAAGGCCACGCUGGCCGAGCUGCUCGGCGCAAACCUUACCACAACAUAUACAUUUCCAAUGGCGUUUCACUACACGAGCUGUCGGUUUCUCUUUCAAAAGGCCGAAAACCUUCAGAAAAGCAGAACGAUGACUUAUGCACCAUCUGUUCAGAUGGCGGGGAGCUUCUUCUUUGUGACUCCUGUCCGAGAGCUUUUCACAGAGAAUGUGUUGGCUUGUCUUCUGUACCGAAGGGAGCUUGGUGUUGCCGGUAUUGUGAAAAUAGGCAACAGAGAGAAGGUUAUUUGGCAUACAACAACAAUGCAAUAGCCGCUGGGAGGGUCGAUGGAGUUGAUUCCAUCGGACAAAUAUUUAUGCGGUCGAUCCGUAUUGCCACAGCACCUCAGGGUGCAUUUGGUGGAUGCGCAUUGUGCAAGCAACAUGAUUUUGGCAAAAGGAAAUUUAGCGAACGAACUGUGCUGCUCUGUGAUCAAUGUGGGAGGGAAUAUCACGUUGGAUGCCUGAAAGAACACAACAUGGCUGACUUGACGGCAUUGCCCGAGGGAGCAUGGUUUUGUUCCACUGUAUGUGUGGAGAUCUGCGAGGCACUGAAGGACCUAGUCAGUCGUGGAGCAGAACCUGUUCCUGCCGUGGAUGCUGAUCUCAUAAAGAAGAAGCGUGCGGAGAAAGGUUUGAACGACGAUGGCGACCUUGAUGUUAGAUGGAGGGUUUUGAGGGACAAAAGUUCAGAAGAUAGUAAACUGGUGCUGUCCAAGGCGGUUGGUAUUUUCCAUGAAUCAUUUGAUCCUAUCAUCCAAGCUGGGACUGGGCGAGACCUGAUUCCAGCCAUGGUCUAUGGGAGGAGCGUAAGGGAUCAAGAUUACACAGGGAUGUACUGUGCGGUGUUAACUGUCGGCAAGACGGUGGUUUCUGCUGGACUCUUCCGUGUGAUGGGCAACGUAGCCGCGGAGCUCCCCUUGGUCGCGACGAGCAGGGAUAACCAAGGCUUGGGGUACUUCCAGGCGCUGUUUGCGUGCAUCGAGCGGGUGCUGUCGUCCCUGAAGGUGAAGCACUUUGUGCUGCCGGCGGCGGAGGAGGCGGUGUCGAUCUGGACGCAGCGGUUCGGGUUUGGCAAGAUAACCCAGGACAAGCUGCUGGAGUACCUCAAGGGCGGGCGGCCGACGGUGUUCCAUGGCACGUCGACCCUGCACAAGCCUAUCCCGGUGGCUGAGGCGGAGGCGGAGGCGGAUGCGCGGGUGCCUGAGGAGGAGGAAGAAGCGCCGGUGCCGGUGCCGGAGGAAGGAGAGCCGGUGCCUGAGGAGGAGGAAGGAGAGCCGGUGCCCGAUGAGGAGGAAGGAGAGCCGGUGCCCGAGGAGGAGGAGGAGUGAGGAGGAGCUAGGAGGAGUUGUUUCACUUUAUUUUGGGAGGGGGGGAGGACGGAUUUGUAAUGGUGUAAUGUAGAGACAGAGACAGGGAUUUUCCUUCAUUUUGGUUUGGUCUAGUCUCAGUAGUCUAGUAGGAGGAGAGAGAUAUGAUGAUGGUGUGUUUUGUUUUGUUGAGGGGUGGUGGAUAUGAUGUAUGGAUGGAUCCUUCCUUUCCUUCCUUGUGUGGUAUUGUUAGUUAGUUAGACAGAGGAGGAAGAGGAAGAAGAAGCACAAGAGACAGAGAGAGAGAUAAUCCUUGGUGGCUGGCUGGGUGUACUAGGAGUAUUUGAGGAAUGAAAUUGUCAGUCAGAAGCACAUGUUGAAUGAUUUGUUUUGUGGGAGCAAAUCUUGCUUGAAUG
Molecule: messenger RNA, 2899 nt
Organism: Triticum dicoccoides
Lineage: Eukaryota; Viridiplantae; Streptophyta; Magnoliopsida; Poales; Poaceae
Exons: 19
Coding region: 18-2504 (828 amino acids)
Biological process (GO): positive regulation of transcription by RNA polymerase II
Cellular component (GO): nucleus
Molecular function (GO): chromatin binding; RNA polymerase II transcription regulatory region sequence-specific DNA binding; histone binding
Source: RefSeq, a predicted model, not a curated record